UCGAGCGAGCGCGGCCGCCGGCGACACCCGGACAACGCGCCGGCGGCGGGGCAAGGAGGGCGGCCCGGAGGGCAGCGGCCCUGGCCCGCUUGUGCGGCCCUCUCUCGCGCUCCAGCACCGCUCUGGCUGUGCCCCGGCCCCGCCACACGCGCAGCCAUGGUGGGUCGGCUGAGCCUGCAGGAUGUCCCCGAGCUCGUGGACACGAAGAAGAAGGGCGACGGCGUCCUGGACAGCCCGGACUCGGGGCUGCCCCCAAGCCCUAGCCCCAGCCACUGGGGGCUCGCGGCGGCGGCGGCGGGCGGCGGUGGGGAGCGCGCCCCGGUCCCUGGGGCGCUGGAGCCCGACGCGGCGGCGACCCCAGCGAUCCCGAACCCAGCAUCUCUGACCCACUCGCUGGCUGCCAGCUGCUCACCACGGCUCUGCCCCCUGUCCUUUGGCGAAGGAGUCGAGUUUGACCCCUUACCACCCAAGGAAAUAAAGUACACCUCCUCAGUCAAGUACGACUCCGAGCGGCACUUCAUCGAUGACGUGCAGAUGCCCCUGGGGCUGGAGGUGGCUUCCUGCAGCCAGACAGUCACCUGUAUCCCCAAUUGCACUUGGCGAAACUAUAAGGCUGAGGUGCGCUUCGAGCCCCGCCACAAGGCCGCGCGCUUCCUCAGCACGACCAUCAUCUACCCCAAGUACCCCAAGACCGUCUACACCACCACUCUGGAUUACAACUGCCACAAGAAGCUGAGGAGGUUUCUGUCCAGUGUGGAGCUCGAGGCCACGGAGUUCCUGGGUAGUGACGGUCUCUCAGAUGAAUGCUGACUCAAGCUAGCUACCUGAGGUUGGGCCAGCCCUGGUCCCCAGACCACUCUGGACAAGUUGGGUAACAUUGCUCUUGCAUAUCAUCCCAGCCCAGAGGAGUCUGACCUAGAGAUACCUCUAAGCCUAGCCAGGGAAAGAAGAAAGGAAGAAAAAAAAAAUCACUGCAUCUUAUAAUAAUAGAGAAACUUGGCUUUGUUUAAAAUUUUUUCAGAUCCUUUUUUUUUUUUUUUUUAAGGAGCAGAUAUAUAUAUGUCCUGGCUGGUUGAUGCAGUUUCCCCAAAGUCUCAAUUUGAUGAGAAAAUAAACAUAGGCAGAACAAUGGCAUCAGGACCAGCUGAGGUGAGCUUGUCCUCCAUUUUCUGACGAAGGAAGUGGGAAAGUCUCCGGAACAGAAAAAGUGGGUUUUAAGAAAUUUCAGCCAUGCAUAUUUUCAUUGCUGAAAAAAAAAAAGAGAAAAGGAGCUACCUCCGGUGGACUGUGAUGCCCAGAUGUGUUCAAUCUGUGGAGACUCGUGUUCGGGACCAUUUUUCUGUUUCUGCUUCAUUUGUUUUUCCUGCUAAUCCAAACUCUUAGUAUUAUCAAAAUCUUUUUCAUGAUAUUAGGGGAGAAAAACAAAAACCCCAGAAGGAGAUGCCUUUAAAACAUGAGCACUCUGCCUGUUCUGCCGUCGCUGGGUUGGGUAAACAGCUAGCCCUGUCUGGGGCACCGCAGCUGUCUGCUUCUCCAAGGUUGGUUCCAGGCGCAGGCUGUGGUGCAGCCCUAGCGUGCUUGGCAUCUGGUUAACAUCUCCUUAGGCUUGUGUAAUUCCGCUCAUAGGUAUUUUGGGGUUUUGAAAUACUUUCCCUUUUUUUUUUUUUUUUUUUCACAAGGCAAAAUGCAGCAGAGGCUCUUUUUGAGAGGAACGGCAUUUUAAAAGAAUGCUUUGGAAAAACGCAUGUUGGAACUGCGUGGAAAGGGAUUCCACUGCGGGCCGCCAUGCCUAAGAACAGCUGCCAUAGGAGGAGGCAGAUUCGAAUGUGACUCAGAUCAUCAUGAUUAAAUGUCUCGAUGGACUGAUUCUUAGGACUUUGAUAAUGUCAAAACUGGGAGGGAUUGGGUUUAACCCAGCAAAGCCAGGAGUAUUCCUCACCAUCCAGAUUAAGCUGAGAUGAAUUCAGGAGUAGGGAGUGACAAUUCAAACACCACAGCCUUGCCUCUGUGGUGAUGGGGGAACAUUUCUUUUGUACCACUGUAUACACAGAAGUAACUAUCGUGGAGUCGGGAUGAGUCAAAGGUGUUUCUCAGCCAACUUCUGAGCUGGCCCAGUGGGUGCUGUGCACCAGGCUGCCGCUGCUCCCGUGCCCCUACCCCAGGCCUGGCCCUUGCUUCUUAGAACCCCCUGCCAGGCCCCACAGUGCUGGAGUGAAGAAAGUGGUAAACUGAUUUUUUCUUCCAGCACUGGAAAGAACAAGUUGUACAUAUUUCCUCUGAAUACUUCCAAAUCAUAUCAAGUGGGCUACAGAGGCUCUACCUUCUGUGAUGUCUCUGGAUCUCUGAGGAUGGCUUCCAUCUGUCCAGAAAGCAGACUUGAGAACGUGCUGGCUCUCCCGGGGCCACGGCAGGGACUUGUGAUCGUGGAAGAGAGGGGCAAAGAUGAUCGCUCUCGUUUGACAAUGGUGGCAAUGACUAGAGCCACACCGCCUAGCCCGUGUCCCCUGCAGACGGCCAUGCCUGGUCUGUUGUGUUUUUAACUCGUCCCCCUGGGCAGACAGGUUGCUGGCCUCGGGGUCUCAGCUGACUAGGGUGCAGCUCAGUUGGGGGGACACUGGAGCACACCAGCUCCUCGGUCAAACUGAGAGUAACAAGUGCUACUUGGCUUUGGAAAAGCCUUUAUUGACAGAAGUGGAUUUUCUAUCUGACUCUGUAAUGUCACUGAGGUGGGAAAUAUAAUUUCUUUUUGCAAAUACAAUUCUUUCUUUUUUUUUUUUUGAGACAGGGUUCCUCUGUGUAGUCCUUGCUGUCCUGGAACUCACUCUGUAGACCAGGCUGCCCUUGAACUCACAGAGAUCUGCCUGCCUGUCUCCCAAGUGUUGGGAUUAAAGGCAUGUGCCACCCUGGCGCAAAUACAAUUUUUUGUUGUUGUUGUUGUUGUUUUGUUUUUUUGAGACAGGGUUUCUCUGUGUAGUUUUAGUACCUGUCCUGGAUCUUGCUCUAUAGACCAGGCUGGCCUCGAACUCACAGAGAUCCGCCUGGCUCUGCCUCCUGGGUGCUAGGAUUAAAGGCAUGCACCACCACCGCCCAGCAAAUAACAAUUUUUGAAUUAGGAAAAUCAUGAAAGCUUUACUCUGCCCCUUUGGAGACACUUGUUUUGAGUUCAGAAUCAUGAUACCUUAAGACAUCUCUCUCUCUCUCUCUCUCUCUCUCUCUCUCUCUCUCUCUCUGUUAAGUUGGAUCAUGUUAAAUUCAGGAGUUCAGGCAGAACCUUCUAGGUGUGGAUGGAACCAGAACCAUCUCAGUAAGUAGAAGCAAGCAACUGUGGAUGUCUAAUGUGGAUGGAAAGGGUUUUAUGCCGUUAGGUUAUUCGCUAGGAGGCAGCUGUAUGUAGCUGUUUUGAAUCUUCUUGAAAGCUGCAGGCCUGGAAGCUGAGUGGCAUCCUGGGGCACCUUGAUGGAGGUGUCACCAGCCCAGAGCAGAUCCCUGAUGGUUGGCAAAGUGGAAGAGGAGACUUUUAAAACUCACACACUUGACAUUCCUGAGUGUGCGUGAGAGACUGGGUGUGUUCCUUAUGAAGCUUUUGCUCUGUUGUGUAAGUUAUGGCUGUGGCAGAGGGUGUGUGUUUCUAGAGAAAGGUAGUUUUUCUUUCAGAUGUCUGGCAAAGACUUCAUUUGAACCAGUAUCUUUUCAUUUGACUCUUUUCCCGUUUUUAAACUUAGAAAGUAUUUGACACAUACCAAAAAACAAAAAAAAAAAGUUUUAAGAUUAUCUUCGACCUCUGUCCCACUCCAUUUUUGCUUUGUGACUUCUUCAUUUAACAAUAAAUUAUCUAAAACCCGGG
This is a messenger RNA of Peromyscus californicus insignis, 3844 nucleotides long. RefSeq names its product refilin B (gene Rflnb). Gene Ontology annotation, molecular function: filamin binding. Gene Ontology annotation, cellular component: actin filament bundle. Gene Ontology annotation, biological process: skeletal system morphogenesis; negative regulation of bone mineralization involved in bone maturation; negative regulation of chondrocyte development. Bases 157 to 810 code for a protein of 217 amino acids. NCBI's taxonomy places the organism in Eukaryota, Metazoa, Chordata, Mammalia, Rodentia, Cricetidae. The record is from RefSeq and is a predicted model, not a curated record. The transcript has 3 exons.